GUGGAGAAAUGUGGUGCGGAUUCUCUCUGCUGAUUUUAUGCUGUGCUGUUAGUGGUCUUGAUGCUCGAGAGGCGGACAGAAGCGAUGACCCCUCGCUUCGGAAGAUGCUGUUGACCGAAGCAGCAGAGCGGGGCACUCCGGACAGGGAUGCUCCCUCCGCGGCUAAAGUGGGGAGCAGUCCGCGGGGAGGGGAGCAGCUUUCCCCGGGGACAGACGCUCCUGGUGCGGAGGGGAGAGCUCAACCCACCGCCGAGCCUCUGGAAGAUGAGCUGGAUAACCAAGAGAAUAUCAUUAGCCAGUUGCUGGGCGAUUACGACAAAGUUAAGACUGUGUCAUCAGGGUCCGACUGUGUGUGUCGCUGUAUCGUUCGACCAAUCAAACGCUCUGACUGCAGCCGUAUCCAUGACAGCGACCUGGCAUCACCAUCCCGGGACUUUUACACCGUGGAGACAGUUACCAAAGGAACAGACUGCAAGAAGUGUGUGUGCAUGGCUCCGGCUUCAGCCGUCAACCCCUGUGAAGGAGAGUACAGGUUCAAAAAACUACAAGACGCCAGCAAAGACGACAUUAAGCUGGCGACUAUCAUUGACCUGUUGGAGGGCUCUCUGUACGGACUGGACUUGUUGAAGCUCCACUCGGUCACCACCAAGCUGCUGACCAGGGUGGACAACGUGGAGAAGGCUUUUGCCCGUAAUUUUACUGAGAAAGCAAGAGAGAAAGAAUGUGGGAAGGAAAGAGCGAAAGAGAAGAAGCCUCAGCAGAAAAAAAAGAAAGUGAAUGAUUUGGAGCGUACAGGACAGAAAAGUGGAGCCGCUGCCUAUGGCGACAAACAGAAAUGUGAAGUUCUGUCGCAGAAGAAUCCCUUAGGAUCACAGAAUGAUGGUCUGGAACAACAACAACAGCUAACCAGGAAUAAGACAGGAACUCAAAAGCCAAUCAAAGACCAGACAGAGCCAAAGCAGCCAAUCAAAGACCAGACAGAGCCAAAGCAGCCAAUCAAAGACCAGACAGAGCCAAAGCAGCCAAUCAAAGACCAGACAGAGCCAACGCAGCCAAUCAAAGACCAGACAGAGCCAAAGCAGCCAAUCAAAGACCAGACAGAGCCAAAGCAGCCAAUCAAAGACCAGACAGAGCCAAAGCAGCCAAUCAAAGACAAGAACAGCAUGAUCAUCAGGGGUGUGACCUUCUACAAAGCAGAGGAGAGCUACAAAGAGGAGGACAAGGAAGGGAAAGGAAAACCUACAACCCUAUCUACAAAUGUAUCGGUGGACUUACUGAUCUCUAACCCGCUCCCACCUACCACGACUUUCCCCACCAAAAGUCCAGGACCUUCAACCCCUAUUAGCACCCAACUAGACCUCACUACACAGCCUACCCGGCACGCCAAUCAGGGUCCCACCUCACUCUCUGAUAUCAACAUAAGUCCACCUACUGAUGCGUCUCCCACAGCAGAGUCUCGGCCAGGACCCAAAAGUCGACUCAGCUGGACGGAGAACCCCGCUGACCAACCAAAGACCACAAAAAAGCCUGCAGUGUGUAAGGACACAUUAGCCAGUAUCUCUGAACCGGUUCAGCUGAACUCUUAUGGCCUUAGUGACGGGGCCUGGAUGAGAGAUGCUCGCGGCCAUGGCAACGUCAUCUACCUUACUAAUGGUCACUAUGGCAACAACCUCCUGGAGUUCCGAGACAUGGACACCUUCAAAUCAGGUCAGGCAAGUAAUUCAUACAAGCUGCCCUACAGUUUCACUGGAACAGGCCACGUCGUGUUUAAUGGAGCUUUCUACUACAACCGGGCCUUCAGCAGGGACGUCAUCAGAUAUGACCUGAGACACAGAUAUGUAGCUGCCUGGACCACUCUGCAUGAUGCUCUAUUGGAGGAGCAAGUUCACAGGACACAAACGGAAGUGGAGUUUGCUGUUGAUGAGUCUGGCCUGUGGCUGCUCUACCCCGCUCUGGACACGGAGGGUUUCCACCAGGAAGUAAUCCUGCUCAUCCACCUGCGCCCCCGAGACCUGCAGCCAAUACAGAGCUUCCGCACAGGUCUUCGCCGCGGUCGCUACGGAAACAGCUUCCUGGUUUGUGGCGUGCUUUAUGCAGUGAACAGUAUGAAGGAUCGCCACGCUAAUGUGACAUACGCCUUUGACACACACACGCUCACACACACUGUGCCGAGUCUGGCGGUCACGAACAUGCACGCACACAUCUCUCAGCUGGCUUACUGCCCACUAGACAAGAAACUGUACGCGUGGGACAAUGGACAUCAGAUGACGUAUGACGUUGUCUUUGCUUAUUAGAACAAUGAAAGGACACAUACAUAGUUGAACAGCAAUUUAGCAUAUCCAGCAAGAGGUCCAGAAGACAUAAGAUAAUAACUGAACAGAUAUUUCAUCAGUGUUUUGUAUCUGAUUGACUGUGGAUCAGUCUAACUGAAUGUGUUUUUAUAUUGACCUGAGCUGCUGCUUUGUCACACACACACAAAAGUCAGUAUCAAGCAGCAACAUAUUCACAUUUGGGAGAAA
This is a messenger RNA of Etheostoma spectabile (orangethroat darter), 2519 nucleotides long. RefSeq names its product olfactomedin-like 2Bb (gene olfml2bb). Gene Ontology annotation, biological process: signal transduction. NCBI's taxonomy places the organism in Eukaryota, Metazoa, Chordata, Actinopteri, Perciformes, Percidae. The record is from RefSeq and is a predicted model, not a curated record. The coding region runs from base 9 to 2294 and encodes 761 amino acids. The transcript is spliced from 9 exons.